GUUGCUACAUUAUUUGGAAGUUCCAAUGGGCUGAAAGUAACCGUAGAAGUGGCAAAGAGUAUCCAAGCAAAUGCAUUUAUCCAGCAUGAUAUAUUUCAAGAAUUUAAGAUUACUGAGGAAGUUACUACUUUCAAAAUCAGUUUGAAAAGCCUUGUUGAGUGUCUUAGCAUCUUCGGGGUGUCAUCAUCUCCAGGAGUGACACCCUCACUGAAGAUGUAUUAUGAUGGUCAUGGUACCCCACUGGAAAUAAUAUUAGAGGAGGGAGGAGUUGUGACAGAUUGCAAGAUACGCACACAAGAAGCUGAUGAUACACUUGACUUCAACUUCACUAACACAGGAGUGCUGAAUAAAAUAAUAAUGCGGUCUGAAGUUCUAAAGGAAGUCUUUUCCGAGUUGGAUACAUCAAGUGAUGUUUUAGAAAUAUUAAUGUCACCUGAUGCCCCUUAUUUUCGUUUAACUACGUAUGGCACUUAUGGAACAAAUCAUAUUGAUAUGCCAAAGAAUAGCGAUAUGGUCGAGCAUUUCAUGGUUAAAAAAACAAUGUCCCAAAAGUACAAACUUAAUUUACUAAAACAUUGUAAUAAAGCCCUUGCAGCAUCCCAGAAAGUUUCAGUAAGGACAGAUGACAGAGGGUUUCUAUGUUUCCAGUUCAUGAUAAAAACAGAAGACAGUCACAUCUGCUUUGUGGAGUUUUUUUGUUGCCCAGAAGAGGAAGAUGAUGACUGAAAUCAACCACUAUUGUGUGAAUAUAAGUUAUUAUAUCACUAGAAAUUGUUAGUACAGUAUAUCAUUGGAUAUAAGCAAAGGAUAUAUUUUAUAGUAUUUUUAUUUUUAAUAUAUUUUUUUAUAAAUGGAA
Molecule: messenger RNA, 856 nt
Organism: Macrobrachium nipponense
Lineage: Eukaryota; Metazoa; Arthropoda; Malacostraca; Decapoda; Palaemonidae
Gene: Rad1
Product: cell cycle checkpoint protein RAD1-like
Biological process (GO): DNA repair; DNA damage checkpoint signaling
Cellular component (GO): checkpoint clamp complex; nucleus
Molecular function (GO): 3'-5' exonuclease activity
Source: RefSeq, a predicted model, not a curated record